AUGUCGCAACAACAACAUGAUAUGGGCUACCUCGAUUAUGGUACAUCGACCAAUCGCUCCCCUAAUUCGAGACAAAACUAUGCCACUGCUGGCUUCGCCGCUGGCCUAUCGCUACCCCGACAGUCUCAGCGCCCCUUUGACGCACCUCUAGGAUCAUCUGCACUCUACCCUGCCGACAGGAUCGGAAGCGGUUAUAAUCACCGCGGUAUGGAAAACAUGGCUGGCGGUAUGCAGGGUUAUAUGCUGGACAACGGCCAGGCUUGGAACUACAACACAGGUGGCGUGGCCACUGUUAAUGGUGCCAUGAACGGCCCUGGGCGACAACGGAACGUGAACCGCCGAGCUGCUCUCCCUCAGACAUGGACGGACCAGAGUGGACUUGGCAUCCACGGCAGCCACGGAGGUCUUCAGCCUUACCAAGGUGGAAUGAACAACAACCCUAUGUCGAAUGGCGGCCUACGUGUCGAGCACCCCGGAUCGCACGGCUCCCCUACGGAUCUUCGAUCAAACACUUCCGACGCCGAUCAGCUCAUUCCUACUGCCAUCGUGAUCAAGAACAUCCCUUUUGCAGUCCGUAAAGAGACUUUGGCUUCAAUCAUGCUCGAGAUGCACCUUCCUCAGCCAUACGCCUUUAACUACCAUUUCGAUAACGGCGUAUUCAGAGGCUUGGCCUUUGCCAACUUUCAGUCUGCCGAUGACACACGCCUGGUUAUUGAGGCAAUGAACGGCAUGGACGUCCAUGGCCGCAAACUUCGCGUUGAGUAUAAGAAGAUGCUUCCCGAGGCUGAGCGAGAGAGAAUUGAGCGUGAGAAGCGAGAGCGCCGUGGCCAGCUUGAGGAGCAGCACCGAGCCCCCAUCCUCCACCAGCAAAGCUCCAUUCAGUCGCUGGGCAGUCUUUCACAGUCUCAGGCCAGGGGUCCUUCCCACCUCGGCAUGCUCGAAGCCUCUCGAGUCCAGUCUCCCUCCAUUGCCAUCCCCGGUGAUGUUGACUUGAACGACCCUCAGACCCUUGAAUUCUACACCGAGCUGGUUAUGUUCCGCCGCGAUGAUUCUCGCGAGAUCUUGGUCUUCCCCCCUGGAAUCGCCCCUGAGCACCGACGAUCUAUUCACAUUCUCGCCCACAACAUGGGUCUCGAGCAUCAGUCCAUUGGUGAGGCCGAAUCUCGCCAGCUUACUGUCCUGAAGCGACAGCAGCCUUCACCUACCGCCAACAUCCAUAGCCAACCGGCUACCAGCCUCGACAUGCACAAGCGUGGUCUCAGCCGCGCUGCUACAUUCGAUUUCGCUGCGGAUCGCGAGACACGAGCUGCCAGCAGCAAUUACGCACAUGUGAUGGGCCGACAAGGACCUACUCUGGAGCUUCCCGGAAGCCCUGAUGGAAACAGCAUCCCCAACAACCUACGAGCUGCUAAGAGCUUCGCCGAUCUGCGAUCUUUCACCCCCAGCCCCUCUCAGGCCUCUUCUAGCUACCUCGGACCCUCCGGUAUGAACAACAUGGGUCCAGGUUCAACAGCUCGCUUCGGCGACUACAUGGGUGGUGCCAUGUCUCCAUCUGGCCACCCCGGUAACUCUGGCACUCCCAACCCCAAGAACGACUCAGCUCUUCUUGGCAGCCUUAGCAACCUGAACCUAGGUUACGAUUCUGGGUCCAUGCAGAACCAGGCGCGAAGCACUCCUGGCGCCAUCGGUAGCCAACGUCCUGGUAACAGCUCUAAGGGAGCUCCCGAGCGACAGCCCCGCGGACCCGAGUGGGAAGCUAAUGCUGGAUUUUCUGGGCGUCGUGCUAACGGUCACGCUACCCGCGGCAGUGACUCGUCAGACAACGGUGCGCGUGUUGGCUCAAGCUCUACCAAUGCUUCGCGAUAUCACUAA
Fusarium sp. VM40 is the source of this 1872-nucleotide messenger RNA. NCBI's taxonomy places the organism in Eukaryota, Fungi, Ascomycota, Sordariomycetes, Hypocreales, Nectriaceae. The record is from the annotation of a GenBank genome assembly.